AUGUCUCUGUCCAGCCCAGUGUUUAUGCCGAGCGGAGACAUGACUGAAGUGAUGAUCAGCAGCACCCCCAUGGAGGACAUGAGGCUCAGCCCCAGCAAGGACCGGCUCUCCUUCCAGGUAACUAACACACAUACUAACACCAGUUUUUGUCCCAGAGGGAAAUUGGUUUGCAGCAAGAUUGUGGUACAUAACCCAUAAGGGCAGGGCUCUACGCUGACCUUUUUUACAAGGAGCACUUGUGUGCCUAAAUUGGAAAGUUUAAGCACACACAAAGAAAUGUAGGAGCACAAUGAAAAAGAUGUGAGGUAAUAAAGCUAGAAUCUUACAUUUUUGUAGGCGCACUGGUACUCCUAAAUAAAAAUUCCAGGUCGCACAGCAAAAUAUUUAGGCACAUAUGCGAGUAAAAUGGUCGCACUGUAGAGCACUUUAUAAGGGGGAUGCCAAACUAGGAGGCAGAGGGUGUACUAGUUUUAAUUGGUUUAUGGAACUCGUCCAUGUUCAAAAGUCCUCACCACUAUUAGUAACCCAAAGAUGGUCUUGGAUAUUGAACAAAAGGUUGAGGUUGGAUUAAGGACAGCAUGUUCCAUCAUAUCUCUUACUGUAGGCAGCUCACCCAGGGGACCAUGGGUAAGGAGAGGUUUGUUUUCCAACCAGGGGGUCUAAUAAUCAACGUUAUUGUUGUAACAAGUUAUGCAAACAAAAUCUUUUUGGGGUUUUCAAGGGGGGCUAUUUAACGAAAAAAAAAGUUUUGCCUUGAGGUGGAGUGCAGCUUUGCAGGGAGUUAGAGAUGAUUGCAAAGGCUUUUAAAAACAUGCAAAGGAAAUUAAUAGGAGAGUGGAAUCUUCCAGACUUUACUGUGGGGGCCUGAGCACAUGUCACGACAAUACAACUCACAGAUGGGCAACUUUCUGAGUAGCAAGCCUUCAGGUGGCCUUGACAAGUUUUAUUGUUUGGAAAGAAUCUGAGCCAUUUUAAGGCCAACCCACUCCUUUAUGAGUGUCUGUGGCUGUACGUGUCAGAGUUGACCAAGAGGAUGCAGACUGACCCUGUAGGAAGGUGGGCUGCCUUCCUCUCACCAUUUACACCCCAGCUGUGUCUUUCCUGUGAGGCCACUAUGAGGCGGCGCUCCUAGUGGCCGGUGAUUUUUAAUGCAGGAAAACUGAAAUCCGUCUUACCUAAUUUCUACCAGCAUGUCACCUGUGCAACUAGAGGUGAAAGAAAACUGGAUCACCUUUACUCCACACACAGAGACGCAUACAAAGCUCUCCCUCACCCUCUAUUUGACAAAUCUGACCAUGACCUCCUGAGUCCUGCUUACAAGGAAAAACUCAAACAGGAAGUACCAGUGAUGUGCUCAAAACGGAAGUGAUCCAAUGAAGCGGAUGCUAAGCUACAGGACUGUUUCGCUAGCACAGACUGGAAUAGGUUGCAGGACCCAUCCGAUGACAGUCACCGGCUUCAAUAAUAAGUGCAUCAACGUUUUCAUCCCCUACAUGAUCGUACGUACAUAUCCCAGGUCGCAGUUGUAAAUGAGAACUUGUUCUCAACUGGCUUACCUAGUUAAAUAAAGGUGAAAUAAAAAAAUAAAAUAAAAAAUCCCAACCAGAAGCCAUGGAUUAAAAUGCAACAUCCGCACUGAGCUAAAGACUAGAGCUUCCGCUUUCAAGGAGAGGGGCACUAACCCGGACGCUUAUAAGAAAUCCCGCUACACAAUCAGACGAGCCAUCAGGCAAAGCGUCAACACAGGACUAAGAUCGAAUUCGACUACACCAGCUCUGAUGCUCGUCGGAUGUGGCAGGGCUUGAAAACUAUAACGGAUUACAAAGGGAAACCCAGCCGCGGGCUGCCCAGUGACGCGAGCCUACCAGACGAGGUAAAUGCCAUCUAUACUCGCUUUGAGGCAAGCAACACUGAACCAUGCGUGAGAGCAUCAGCUGUUACGGACGACUGUGUGAUCACGCUCUCCGUAGCCGAUGUAAGACCUUUUAAAUAGGUUAAAAUUCACAACGCCACAGGGCUAGACGGAUUACCAGGACGUGUACUCAAAGCAUGCGCUGACCAGCUGGCAAGUGUCUUUACUGACAUUUUCAACCUCACCCUGACCCAGUCUGUAAUGACUACAUGUUUCAAGCAGAUCACUAUAGUCCCUGUGCCCAAUAACAUCAAGGUAACCUGUCUAAAUGACUAUCGCCCCGUAGCACUCACAUCUGUAGCCAUGAAAUGCUUUGAAAGGCUGUUCAUGGCUCACAUCAACACCAUCAUCCCAGACACCCUGGACCCACUCCAAUUCGCAUACCGCCCCAACAGAACCACAGAUGACACAAUCUCUAUUGCACGCCACACUGCCCUUUCCCACUUGGACAAAAGGAACACCUACGUGAAAAUGCUGUUCAUUGACUACAUCUCUGCAUUCAACACCAUAGUGACCUCCAAGCUCAUCACUAAGCUAAGGACCCUGGGACUGAACACCUCCCUCUGCAACUGGAUCCUGGACUUCCUGACGGGACGCCCCCAGGUGGUAAGUGUAGGAAAUAACACAUCUGCCACGCUGACCCUCAACACGGGGGCCCCUCAUGGGUGUGUGCUUAGUCCCCUCCUGUACUCCUCUUCACCUACAACUGCGUGGCUGCGCACGACUUCCAACACCAUCAUUAAGUUAGCAGACGACAUGAUGGUGUAAGGCCUGAUCACCAACGCCAAUGAGACAGCCUAUAGGGAGGAGGUCAGAGAACUGGAAGUGUGGUGCCAGGACAACAACCUCUCCCUCCUUCAGCAAGACAAAGGAGCUGAUCGUGGAAUGCAGGGAAGAGGAUGCCCCCAUUCAUAUCGAAUGGGCUGUAGUGGAGUGGGUCGAGAGCUUAAAGUUCCUCGGUGUCCACAUCACUAAGGAUCUAUCAUGGUCCAAACACAGUCGUGAAGAGGGCACGACAAUGCCUCUUCACCCACAGGAGGCUGAAAAGAUUUGGCAUGGGCCCAACAGAUCCUCAAAAAGUUCUACAGCUGCACCAUUGAGAGCACCUUGACUGGCUGCAUCACCAUUUGGUAUGCCACUUCCACCCCACCCACCUUGCCUACUCUAUUCAGACCCAAGGUCACUUCUCUGCCCAGGAGGAUGGACAGACAGACAGCUGGGUGACUGUAACAGUUAACCGCUUCCUCCUCCAAAUUUACUGUUGACUUUGAUACAAUUUGUGAGUCCAUCUCCUGAAUGCCAACUGCAUCUCUGACUGUAAUGCAACACAGCAUUACAUUUUGCAUUAACCCCCAUGUUUGAGUCGCUGUAUAAAAAAAAUCUGCAAAAGAAUGAUGCAUGGCGGCAUUGUUAUAGAGCAGAGUAACUGGAGGUUGGUUACGGAGGUGAGGGCUUCUCUGCGGCAGCUUCAAUUGGAGUCUGCACUUGAGUGAUUCCUGUUCGCCCAAAGCUCCUAUCACCCCCAUACCCCCACCCCACCACAACCCAAAAUAGCUGUCAUUGUGCCUCGCUGGCGAUGUGUUGCCAUUUCCUGCCGCUGGAAGUGAACUGAGCUGUGACGUUGUUGCUGGGGGUCUUAUAGCAAGGUCACACUCUGCCAUCCCCCCUCGGUGCUGACGCACAGACAUUCGAAACACAGGCAAGGAUAUGCAGAUACUAAACCUCCCUGCGCACACAUGCACUAACACACACACACACACACACACACACACACAGAGGCACUGACUAACAUUCAUACUCAGUCCCAUAUAUGCACACACUCAAGCUGAUGUCUGGAGAUGCAAAUGCUAAAUCUGUCCCACUAACCAGGCACUCACAGCCAAACAUACUGAAACACAGCAGUUUUCAGAACAUUUUGUCCCUUCCCUCCUCAUCCCCCUCUCAUGGUAUUCAGGGUGACUUGGUCCCUCCUCUUCCUCCCUCUCUCUCACUGUGUCUCCCUCUCAGCCUCAUCUAAUGCUUUCUUUCCACUGGGCUUUUUGCCCAGACAGCGACAUCGGUUUCCCCUUCCAAUGUCUCCAAUGUCAGCUCUAAAAAUAUUCUUCCACUUUAUCCAAACAACAGCAAAAAAUGCUGUUCUUGGACUACGAAUGGCUGUAAUCCCUUGUCAGAGUAUCUCUCUCUCAUGCCCUUCAUUUUAGAUACAAUAAAGUCUACACAUCUUGCUGGGUUCUUCAGCAAGUCUGACAUUGCACACCCACAACCCAUUUGGGUCUAGCUUUCACUGCUUUUUUUAAAUGAUUUUGUCUGCAGACUCCACAGAGAUAUAAUACACAUUGCUUAGCUUUCAGUAUCAUGGGGGUAUUGGUGAUUAUUUAGUCAGCCUAUCAGAGUGAACCUGACGAGAGUGAACCUGCAAGUAAGCAUUUCAUUGUACUGUGUACCAUGUGUAUCCAGUGCAUAUGACAAAUAAACUUGACUUGACAAUAUCUACUACCUAGUUUUCUUUUGGUUAAGUUAAGAGAAAGCUCUACUGCCUUAAAACGUGCUUGGUUUCUUGACUGUAACAAACUUACUGUAGGUUUGCAAUACUAUGAUUUGCUCUUGUAUAAUUUCCCCAUUUUGUAAUCACUUAAAAGCAGCUUUGGCACCAUGCCUUCCAAAGCUAUUAAAUUUAGCAGCAUGAAAUACUUUGAUCAGACCCAGGACUUUAACUGUGUGUUUUUGUCCUUUCCUCAGAUCUUCCCGGACCCCUCGGACUUCGAGCGCUGCUGUAAACUGAAAGACCGCCUGCCGUCCAUCGUAGUGGAGCCCACGGAGGGGGAAGUGGAGAGCGGCGAGCUGCGUUGGCCACCGGAGGAGUUCAUUGUCAGUGAGGAGGAGAAGGAGAACCAUGGCAAAAGCCAAACUGGCCAGCCGAUGCAGAACAACCAGCACUAG
This is a messenger RNA of Coregonus sp. 'balchen', 4852 nucleotides long. The record is from the annotation of a GenBank genome assembly. NCBI's taxonomy places the organism in Eukaryota, Metazoa, Chordata, Actinopteri, Salmoniformes, Salmonidae.